This is a messenger RNA of Scutellospora calospora, 587 nucleotides long. The record is from the annotation of a GenBank genome assembly. Lineage: Eukaryota; Fungi; Glomeromycota; Glomeromycetes; Diversisporales; Gigasporaceae.
AUAAUCAAUUAAAGGAUCUCUCUAGCCGAGAUCCAUGGUUACUCAACGAUCAUCAUUUUCCUUCUCCAUUCGAUGAAUUUAUGUCUUCGAAACCAGAUUUUCAUUCAAAUCCUUUUCAAGCAAUGGAUGAACUUGUGGAUUUAUCAAUUGAAGCUACAGAGGCAAUGCUUGACUCUUUGAAUUUCAAUAACUUUGAUGAUGAUGAUUCUUCAGUUACUACCAUCGAAAUUACUAUCGUAGGAACUCCAGAUUUAUCAGAAACAAAAAAUAAUGAGGAUGAAUUUUCAGAUUUCAUUGAUAAAAUCUUUGAUCUUCCUGAUGUAAAUGAUGAAAUAGAUGACGAGUUAAAGAUGACUCUAGAUAAUGAUCCAUCAUUUACAAAUUCUGAAUCGAUUCAAGAUCAAGAUCAGCAAUACGAUCCCUAUGAAACUUCAUUUCAAGCUGUAGCUGCUUUCGCAGCCGUAGUUCCUGUCAUUCUUAGCAUGGUAAGAGGAAGGAAAGAAAAGAAAUACGAAUAUUUUGUUGUUCACGCGACAGAAGAAUGCCAAUCGGCGGAUUUAGAAAGUGCAAUGUGUAUAAAGAAAUAA